Thamnophis elegans (Western terrestrial garter snake) is the source of this 1256-nucleotide messenger RNA. RefSeq names its product diablo homolog, mitochondrial-like. The transcript has 6 exons. Gene Ontology annotation, cellular component: mitochondrion. The coding region runs from base 79 to 807 and encodes 242 amino acids. The record is from RefSeq and is a predicted model, not a curated record. Lineage: Eukaryota; Metazoa; Chordata; Lepidosauria; Squamata; Natricidae. Gene Ontology annotation, biological process: neuron apoptotic process; intrinsic apoptotic signaling pathway in response to oxidative stress.
UCUCCGACAAUCUGGGCGUCGGAAGAAGACGUCAUUUCCUGCGCGCUUUGUUGCCAUUGAGAGAGAAAGAGGGCGAAGAUGGCGUCGGCGAGGAGCCGUUGGCUGUGGCGCUGCUGCCGCGCCUUUUUCGGACGCAGCUUUCCACUCUUCUCCAGUGUGAGGCCGCAAUUCGUGCCUGGAUUGAGGGCGCCGUGGAAGAAAAUGGCCACUCUGGGCUUUGGAAUGACCUUGGCCGCUAUUCCGAUUACACAGAAACACGAUCCGGGAUCUCUAAGCAAUGAAGCCUUGAUCCGAAGAGCUAUCUCUCUAGUAACCGACAGCACCGGGACACUCCUUAAUCAAACCACUUACGCAUUAAUUGAUGCUCUAACAGAAUAUACAACGGCAGUCUACACACUGGUGUCCCUGUACCAAAAAUACACGCAUCUCCUGGGGAAAAUGAAUUCCAAAGAGGAGGAUGCCGUUUGGCAAGUGAUCAUCGGGGCCCGAGUGGAGAUGACGUCGAAGCAGCAGGAAUAUCUCAAAUUAGAAUCCAGGUGGAUGACCGCCCUGCGGCUAUCAGAGAUGGCUGCAGAAGCAGCGUAUCAGUCAGGGGCUGACCAGGCCUCCGUGUCGGCCCACAACCACAUCCAGCUAGUGAAGACCCAGGUCCAGGAAGCCCGGCACCUCUCCCAGAAGGCCGAAACCAAGCUAGCCGAGGCUCAGACGGAGGAGCUCCUGAAGCUGAAGGAAGAGGAACCUUUGCUAGCCAACUCCCGGCAGGCCGUCAGCGACGAAACAGAUGACGCUUACCUCCGUGAAGAUUGAAGGUUGCUCGCACGGACACGACGAUCCUGCUUGGCGGGAAGGAACGUCACGGAGAACGGGGGAUUAGAUGCCGCUCUCUGGCUCCCCCAGCCUGGUUGACCCUCAGCUUUGAGCUGCGGGGUGUUCUGUUGCCUGUCUGUUUAAAUUCACAGCUAUGCAAACGCAAAAUAAUCUACCGAUGUGAGACGAUCCAUGCGCCCACCAGAAUCUAUAGAGAUAAUCGCACGGGGUAAUCACUUAAGGGCUGUGUCUUGUGUUGCCUUGCGCUGGUGUUGAGAAGGACAAAGGCUCUAACUGAGAUUUCAGAAAUUAGUUGUGGGGGAAAUUUUAACCGUUUGGAGCCGAAGUGUCGUUUUUGUGUGUUGUUGUUGUUGUUUUUCUAGUGAUGUACUCGGGAUCAUUCUCCCCCCGAACCGAAUUUUUAAAAUAAAAAAAUCCAAGGAACAGAA